Nematostella vectensis (starlet sea anemone) is the source of this 4158-nucleotide messenger RNA. Its product is annotated as importin-7. The record is from RefSeq and is a predicted model, not a curated record. Lineage: Eukaryota; Metazoa; Cnidaria; Anthozoa; Actiniaria; Edwardsiidae. Gene Ontology annotation, biological process: protein import into nucleus. Bases 110 to 3223 code for a protein of 1037 amino acids. Gene Ontology annotation, molecular function: small GTPase binding. The transcript has 28 exons. Gene Ontology annotation, cellular component: nuclear envelope; cytosol.
GGGGCCACAUGCGCACUCGUUCCCGGUUUUUUUGCGGGAAGACGAAAGCACGAGAUGAAGCUGAAUCUGAACAUUUGGCACAGAAUUCACCAGAUAUAACCAAAAUAACAUGGAUAUCCCACAGCUGGCUACAAUAUUCUCCUCCACAUUCGACCCAAACCUACGUUUGGAGGCCGAAAAGCGUCUGGAAGAGCUCAAGUUUGUCCCAGGUUUUGUGACGUUACUUCUUCAGUCGGUUAUGUCCAAUGAAAUUCAACUCCCUAUUCGGCAAGCAGCUUGUAUCUACCUUAAGAACAUGGUGGUCCAAUACUGGAAGGAGAGGAAUCCGAGUGAUUUUCCUGAUGGCGAUGUGCCAUUUGUCAUAGCAGAACAAGAUAAAGUGGUUAUCAGGGAACAUAUCAUAGAGGCUGUUAUUAGUGCUCCAGAUCUUAUCAGAAUCCAGUUAACUGUGUGCAUUGGCCAAGUGUUACGCCAUGACUUCCCUGAGAAAUGGCCGGCUGUCAUCAAUAAAGUCAAUAUGUAUUUGACAAGCUCUAAUCAGUCCACUUGGCUUGGGUCAUUACUUGUCUUGUACCAAGUUGUGAAAAAAUAUGAAUUUAAGAAGAUUGAGGACCGGGUGCCUGUGAUCAACAUUAUGGGAGCAAUGCUCCCACUGCUUUAUAAUCUGUUUGUUGCUAUUAAGGAUGACGAGUCAGCUCCUUCUGUAGAAAUACAAAAACAGAUUUUAAAGAUUUACUUUGCUCUUAUACAGUGCAAUUUACCUCUCGAAAUUAUAAAUGAGGAGAAUUUCCGCCAGUGGAUGACUAUUUUCCAGUCUGUUGUCGACAGGCCUGUGCCUGCUGCUGCAUUAGAGCCAGAUGAAGAUGAGCGACCUCGCUUGCCAUGGUGGAAAGCUAAGAAGUGGGCCCUGCAUGUUUUACAAAGGGUAUUUGAAAGGUAUGCUACACCUGGUUCGGUCACCAAGGAAUAUAACCACUUUGCUGACCACUACUGCAAGACGUAUAGUGCCAGUACGACACAAAUUUUGUUGAAGGUUCUUGACCAGUACAGAAGAAAGGUGUAUGUUGCACCACGGGUAUUGCAGCAAACUAUCAACUAUUUAAAAAAUGGUAUAUCAAACUCUCUUCACUGGAAAAUCAUGAGGCCUCAUGUUCAUGGCAUUAUACAAGAAGUAGUCUUUCCUCUUAUGUGUUAUACUGACGAGGAUCAGGAAUUGUGGGAGGAUGAUCCCUAUGAAUUUAUCCGUGUGAAAUAUGAUAUCUUUGAGGACUUUAUAUCACCGGUAGUAGCUGCCUCCACCUUCCUUCACACUGCUGUCUCCAAGAGAAAGCAAGUCUUAGAUCCCACUAUGGUGUUCUGUGUCCAGAUUCUAAAGACACCAGCCAACCAGCAAGACAAUCGGAAAAAGGAUGGUGCCCUACAUAUCAUUGGAACUCUAGCAGAUGUGCUGUUAAAGAAAAAGAAUUACAAAGAUCAGAUGGAGACCAUGUUAGUCCAGCAUGUGUACCCAGAAUUCACAAGCACACAAGGAUUCAUGAGAGCUCGGGCUUGCUGGAUGCUGCAUGUGUUUGGGGAGAUUGAUUUCAAGCAUGAGGCGAACCUUGCACGUGCUGUGGAAGCUGCUAGACUUUGCCUGACUGAGGACAAGGAGGCGCCUGUCAAAGUGGAGGCUGCCAUCGCUCUGCAGUUUCUCAUUGAGCACCAAGAACGAGCUAAACAAUUCAUAGAGCCUUAUGUUAGGCAAGUUAUCAUAGAGCUUUUAAGAGUGAUCCAACAGACUGAGAAUGAUGACCUGACAAGUGUCAUGCAAAAGCUGAUCAGCACCUAUGGUGACCAGGAACAAGUUGCUGGAAUUGCUGUGGACAUUGCCAAAGAAUUGGCAAACACCUUCCUACAACUUGUGGAUGGUGAGGGUGAUGAUGAGAGAGCUGAUGAGCGCUCUGUUACUGCUAUGGGCAUCCUGAACACUGUUGAGACCAUGAUGCAUGUCUUGGAAUCAUCCAAAGAGAUCAUUCACCAACUGGAGCACAUUUGUGCCACUCUUGUGGCCACUGUCCUGCAGAAGUCAGCAAUUGAAUUCUACGAAGAUGUGUUCUCGAUUGUGUGUACCUGCACAUGUUUUGAGAUCUCGCCUCAAAUGUGGUCCCUUUAUACGCCACUUUAUGAGGCAUUUGAGAGAGAUGCUUUUGACUUCUUUACAGAAAUGAUGCCAUGUCUACAUAACUACAUCACAGUCGACACACCAGCAUUUAUAUCCAUCCCAAAGCACCUGGAGAUUAUCUACAAAAUCUGUAAAAAGAUGCUGACAGAGGAUCCUGGCGAAGACGAUCAGGUCAAUGCAGCCAAACUAUUGGAAGUCACCAUCCUGCAGUGCCGUGGACACAUGGACCAGUGGUUGCCGUUUUUUGUGGAGGCAGCGCUUGAAAGGUUGACUCGAGAAGUGAAGGGUAGUGAACUGCGAACAAUGUGCCUGCAGGUUGCCAUAGCUGCGCUCUACUACAACUCUCCUCUUCUACUGAGCAUCCUAGACAAGCUACAGUUCCCUAACUCCCAGGAGGCCGUCACUGCACAGUUCUUCUCGCAGUGGGUCCAUGAUGCUGACUGCUUCUUAGGGCUCCACGACCGUAAGAUGUUCAUUCUUGGGUUCUGUGCGCUGUUUGAUACGCCCAAGGAAGUGCUACCCCAAGUCAUCUCCCAGGUGUCUCCUCGUAUUCUCCCCUCCAUACUGCUUGUGUUCACUGGUCUCAAACGAGCAUAUGAUGCUCGUGGUGAUGACGAAGACGAUGAAGAAGUUGAAGAUGGCGAGGAUAACGAAGAAGAGCUUGCCAGCGACGAGGACGAGUUUAACGAAGACGAUGUAGAGUACAUCGAAAAUCUAGCUAAAAAGGCAGCAGAUCAUUUCGAUGAUGAAGACGAUGAUGACGAUGAUGAAGAGACUCCUCUAGAGGAGUACACCACCUCGAUAGACGGCGAGAAUAUGGACGAGUACAUUGCGUUCAAAACUACACUACUAGCUCUGCAGAGUCGCAACCCUGAAUGGUACGCAAGCAUGAUGAACGGUCUGAACAACGAGCAGAAACAAGAACUGCACGAAGUUUUCACUACCGCUGACCAAAAGGCUGCGGCAGCAGAAUCAAAACGAAUCGAGGCCGCUGGUGGCUACAACUUCGCAAACGUUUCCGUUCCGACCAGCUUUAACUUUGGAGCCCAGCACCAAAGCUGAGAUAGAUGCCAGUAGAAAAAGUAUAUAAGGGACUGCACAGAAAGAACUUGGUGACACUUUUACCAAGUAAAGUGAAGACCCCAGUACAGGCUACUUAACAAAUCGUGUAUUAGAAGAGCUACGACUGGCUUAUUGAUGCUUGGAAAUGAGUUUGGAAAACAUUAAAGUGCAAGAACUGAAGAAGAAAAGGAAAGAAAAUGGCUGUCUCGUUAGAGAUAUCCCAAGACGAAUUCUUUGAGCAGAUUACCGUCCUGCUGCGACCCUUGAGAAGUAGAAUUAUGUGUAUUAGGUACGAAUCAAAAAUCCAGAAGAGAGAGAGAGAGAGUAUGGAAUUGGGCUUUAGUGAUUUCACACUGUCAAAGAUUUAUUUUACUUUUAAAAAAUUUGACCGGUGUAAAUUCAGUAGGUCUUGGUGUCAGCGUAGAUCCCCUGUUUGGCGCACAUCCGUAAAACAGGCUGCGCGCGCAUUUAUCAUGGAAAUGAGGCUUAGAUUCGUGCGCAGCUGGCAUAUUUAACUUUCUGCUAGCACAAAGGUACGUGGAUGCAUGUUUCGUGCUCUUUGUUGUUUGGCUCAGGGAACUUCAUUAUAACCCCACAUAAGCGGACUUCACAUUUUCCGCGUUAUUACGGGCGUGCGCCAACCUAUUGUCUAGAGGACAAGUGGCCGUGAUGUCCCUCUAUAUCACCAUCCAAGAAAGAGGAGACGGCGAAGUUAGCGUUGACGUAAGAUGCUUAACAUGCCUGUAAAAAAACGCGAAGACAGGCGCAGAAGGAAAAAGAAAGGUUUUUUUUUAUCCUUUUGAUAACUUCUCUACGUCCGCGUAAAUUUCGUCUCUGCCACUUUUCUGUUUCCGUCUCGACUGAAAAUCGACUUUAUAUAUUAUUUUAUCCAUCGAAUCCAAUGUUUGGUGAUUAAAUUAGAGAAAUGCAAUGCC